Molecule: messenger RNA, 2894 nt
Organism: Onychomys torridus (southern grasshopper mouse)
Lineage: Eukaryota; Metazoa; Chordata; Mammalia; Rodentia; Cricetidae
Gene: Ift81
Product: intraflagellar transport 81
Exons: 19
Coding region: 338-2368 (676 amino acids)
Biological process (GO): intraciliary transport; cilium assembly
Cellular component (GO): intraciliary transport particle B; cilium; centrosome
Molecular function (GO): tubulin binding
Source: RefSeq, a predicted model, not a curated record
AUGGCAACCGUUGCCAAGGAGCGGUCUCUAGGAACCCGCGUGCGCCCGAGUGCCUCCCGGGGCGGGGGUGGGGAAGUGGUUUCGUGAGGAGAAUUUGAGGUAACCCCGCCAACUCGCGGUGGGGAGCUCGGAGAACCCCGAGUUCCCUCGAACUGCGCCCGCUCCCGGCCGGUGGCGGCGCCAGGGCCUGCUCGGGUUGCGGGGGGGUCGGACGCGGUGGGAGCCAGUGGGCCUGCGCGCGCUGCCCCGACUUGUGCCAGAUAAACGCGCGUCCUGGUUUUAAUUCUUGCCCGGGCCCCCUGGGCGCUGCUGAGGUUUUAAGCUGUAAGACUUAAUCAUGAGUGACCAAAUCAAAUUCAUCGUGGACAGCCUCAAUAAGGAGCCUUUUAAGAAGAACUAUAAUUUAAUCACAUUUGAUUCUCUGGGACCAAUGCAGCUCUUACAAGUCCUCAAUGACGUUCUGGCUGAGAUCGACCCCAAGCAAGAUGUUGAUAUCAGAGAGGAGAUGCCAGAGCAGACAGCCAAACGGAUGUUGAACCUUCUUGGUAUCCUUAAAUACAAACCUCCCGGAAAUGCCACAGACAUGAGUACUUUUCGUCAGGGCCUGGUGAUCGGGAGUAAGCCUGUCAUUUACCCAGUGCUGCACUGGCUCCUUCAGAGGAGCAAUGAGCUGAAGAAGAGGGCAUACUUAGCUCGUUUUUUAAUAAAACUGGACGUGCCGAGUGAGUUCCUACAGGAUGAGACUGUGGCGGACACCAAUAAACAGUAUGAAGAGCUGAUGGAAGCCUUUAAAACUCUGCAUAAAGAAUGUGAGCAGCUCAAAACAUCUGGAUUUUCUACAGCAGAAAUAAGAAGGGACAUCAGCGCGAUGGAAGAAGAGAAAGACCAACUCAUGAAGAGAGUUGAACGUUUGAAGAAAAGGGUGGAGACGGUUCAGAAUCAUCAGCGGAUGCUUAAAAUAGCAAGACAGCUUCGGGUCGAGAAGGAGAGAGAAGAGUUUCUUGCACAACAGAAACAGGAACAAAAGAAUCAGCUGUUCCACGCGGUGCAGAGAUUGCAAAGAGUGCAAAACCAGCUGAAAAGUAUGCGGCAUGCUGCAGCGGACGCCAAACCUGAAAGUUUAAUGAAGAGGCUAGAGGAGGAGAUAAAGUUUAAUUCCUAUAUGGUCACUGAAAAAUUUCCAAAAGAAUUAGAAAGCAAGAAGAAGGAAUUACAUUUUUUACAAAAAGUGGUUUCUGAGCCAGCUAUGGGCCAAUCUGACCUCCUCGAACUGGAGUCGAAAGUCAAUGAAGUAAACACGGAGAUCAACCAGUUGAUUGAGAAGAAAAUGAUGAGAAAUGAGCCGAUUGAAGGCAAGCUCUCGCUGUAUCGGCAGCAGGCAUCCAUCAUUUCUCGUAAAAAAGAAGCCAAAGCCGAGGAACUUCAGGAGACCAAGGAGAAAUUAGCCAGCCUAGAGAGAGAAGUGUCAGUGAAGACCAACCAGACCCGGGAAUUUGAUGGUGCUGAGGUUCUGAAGGGAGACGAGUUCAAGAGAUACGUCAGUAAACUUCGAAGCAAGAGUACAGUUUUCAAAAAGAAGCAUCAGAUAAUAGCUGAAUUUAAAGCUGAAUUUGGUCUCUUGCAAAGGACAGAAGAACUUCUUAAGCAACGUCAGGAAAGCAUUCAGCAUCAACUGCGAACUAUUGAAGAGAAGAAGGGUGUAUCUGGAUACAGUUACACCCAAGAAGAGCUAGAAAGGGUGUCGGCCCUCAAGAGUGAGGUUGAUGAGAUGAAAGGCCGAACCCUGGACGACAUGUCUGAAAUGGUUAAAAAACUGAAUUCCCUGGUUUCAGAAAAGAAGUCAGCUCUGGCCCCAGUUAUAAAAGAACUCCGGCAGCUGAGAGAGAAAUGCCAGGAACUAACCCAGGAGUGUGAUGAGAAGAAAGCCCAGUAUGAUAGCUGCGCAGCAGGCCUUGAAAGCAAUCGGUCCAAAUUAGAACAGGAAGUGCGAGCACUCCGUGAAGAAUGUAUUCAGGAGGAAAGUAAAUACCAUUAUACGAACUGUGUGAUUAAGAACCUGGAAGUUCAGCUGCGUCGAGCAACUGACGAGAUGAAGGCGUAUGUCUCUUCUGAUCAACAAGAAAAAAGGAAAGCAAUCAGGGAACAGUACACCAAAAAUAUUACUGAACAAGAAAACCUUGGUAAGAAACUCCGGGAAAAGCAAAAGGCUGUACGGGAAAGUCAUGGUCCAAAUAUGAAGCAAGCAAAGAUGUGGCGUGAUCUGGAGCAGCUGAUGGAGUGUAAAAAGCAGUGCUUUCUAAAGCAGCAAAACCAGAUUUCCAUUGGUCAGGUAAUUCAGGAGGGCGGAGAGGACCGCCUGGUGCUCUGAGCCCUGUGUCUGUCACUGGCUGUGAGGGCGGCACCCGCACACAGCGCUUCCUGCUUGGAAGGGGUUUGUUCAUCCUUUGCUUUCAGACUCCUUCCUCCUAAAGUUGUCUCGGAAAAUGACGUGAAGGCAGAUUCCGUCUUUUUACCAUGAAGAAGAGGCUUGCGUUGUUUGUUUAGUUUAGACGUCAAGUGGUAUCCUGAGUUUUAUGAGAAAGGGACUAAGCUUGCUAUCUGUAAUGUAAACAUGUGUCCAUUAAGAACCAUCUAGUUUUUAAAGCUGUAAUAACCAGUGGAUUAAUGUUUUCUCAAUCUUUUUUCCGGACUUCAGAGGACUCUUUUAGGAACUAGGAUCUCUUGUUUUGAAGAAACAUUUGUCUGAAGUCAGCAGACCCUAGGGUUUCACUUCAGUUUCUUCCUCUUCUGUAAAUGCAAGCCGGUUUAACAUUUUGAAAAGCCUUUCUUCUCUCCAUGUGAUUCAAAAGCAAAUAAAGCCUGGAACAUGGCAUGGCUGUUGAUCUUAAAUAAUA